Molecule: messenger RNA, 1461 nt
Organism: Globicephala melas (long-finned pilot whale)
Lineage: Eukaryota; Metazoa; Chordata; Mammalia; Artiodactyla; Delphinidae
Gene: SPATA17
Product: spermatogenesis associated 17
Biological process (GO): spindle organization; establishment of meiotic spindle localization; mitotic cell cycle
Cellular component (GO): spindle pole
Molecular function (GO): calmodulin binding
Source: RefSeq, a predicted model, not a curated record
ACAUGUUUCUGCUAUUAUUUUGUACCUGAAGGGCAAACAUACAGCAAUAACGAAACUUUCUUUUCUUCUAAUUGUCUAGUGUGUCCUCACACCGUUAUUUCCAGCUACUUUUAUUGCAUCAUACGAUAAUCUUAUGGUGCCUUCCAUUAUCUGCGUUGUGGAUGUAUUUCGAAAAAAGGAGAAUGAUGCAGCAGUUAAAAUCCAGAGCUGGUUUCGAGGAUGUCAAGUUCGAGCAUAUAUCAGGUACUUACACAGAGUAGCAACAAUUAUUCAGAAACAAUGGAGAGGUUACUUAGGCAGACAACAUUAUCAACUAAUUGUGAAGUUAGCAUAUUACACUAUGAAGAUGAAUCUCUACAAUGCAAUGGCUGUCAGGAUUCAGAGGCGAUGGCGAGGCUAUAAGAUUCGGAAAUACUGCUUUAAUUAUUUUUAUUUGAAGGAGUACCUGAAAGCUGUUUCAGAGACCAAUGAUGCAGUUAGGAAGGCUCUGGAGGAGUUUGCAGAGAUGAAAGAAAGGGAAGAGAAGAAGGCCGACCUGGAAAGGGAGGAGAAGAAAAGAGAUUACCAAGCCCGAAAGAUGCAUUACCUCCUCAGCACAAAGCAGGUUCCAGGUAUAUACAACUCACCUUUCAGAAAAGAUCCUGAUCCAUGGGAGUUGCGGUUACAGCAGGCAAAGCCUUUAACACACCGAAGACCUAAAGUGAAGCCGAAGCACUCCGUCAGCCUUAGCAGCUGGCUGGCUUGCACAAGUGCCCGGUCCUUUUCUCGGUCCGGAACUCUGCCACCCAUUGAUAGGAAACGAUGUCAGGGACCCUUCCGCGAUGUCGCUGAAGUGUGGGAACAGCGCUACAAGCCUCUGGAACCGACUCUGCGAGUGGCCGAACCGAUGGAUGGGCUAAAUGAGGCCAGAGCACAGCUCCAGAGACAGGAAUGGACGCGAAAUGUGAAUGACAAUAUGUUUUUGCCAUUUUCUUCCUACCAUAAAAAUAAAAAGUACAUCCCGACAAUGCAUUUAUCAAGCAAGUAUGGUCCUGAUGCUUAUGGAAGUCAACAUUUCCGAGAUGAAAAUCCUAAGAAAUGGAUCUGUGACAAGGAUUUCCAAACUGUAUUGCCAUCAUUUGAUCUCUUCUCAAAGUACGGAAAAUUGUAUUCAAAAGCUGGACAAAUUGUAUAAAGAAAAUGAGACAAAAUGUAAAAAUGAGGUAAUGGUGUGAAGUGUGUUGAAUAGAAGACCCCACUGCCUGGAAUCCUGGAUUCUACUUUGAUGGCUGCUGAACAACCUUGCCACAAGUCUCUCAACAUUUGAAGUAUUUCCUAUUCUCUCUCUCUCUCUCUCUCUCAUUCUGUCUCCCUCCUCCCUUUUCUCUGUAUCUCUCUCUCCUCCCCCUCCCGCCUUCUGUCCAAAGAAGAAACUGGAACCAUCCCUGAUUCAUUAAAAACGCUACAGUUCUAAAAGGAAAA